UGGGAUCUGCAGGGUGUCCGGGCUUGCAGAAGUGCAGAGAAGCAGGGGGGUUGUAUAUUUAGCCAAGUGAAAAUCAUGUCAUAGAUUAUGCCUUGGUGCUCUCAAGUUUCACCUUCAGAGGUUUUCUGGUGGACCCACAGGCACUGGAGAGAGCAAGCAGCCCCCCAAGUGUAAGGGGGCAGGAGACAUUUUCCGUUCACUUCAUGGCCGGACGUUCGACUUAACACACCUGCCUGGACUGAAAGGGGAAGACAGAGGCCUCGAGAGAAAAAUCAGGGAGAGCUCCAAAACCUUCCAGUGUAAGAAGGCCACAACAGAGAUACAGUUUGGAAGGGUUCUGGUUUAAACUUGCAGCCACCUGCAGUGUGGACUUCUAGAGUUAUUUUUGAGGGGCAGUAAUGGAUGUUUUGGCUUUAGAGGCAAAGGGGGGCAAGGCUGACGCCUCUCCAGCACCUGCCCCGGCUAAAAGCAGGUCCAAAGUGCCCAAAAAGGCUAAACGAAUUGUUUACUUUGAGGUGGAGAUCCUGGACGCCAAAAACAAGGAGAAACUGCUGCUGCUGGACAAGGUUGAACCUUCUGCCACCAUUUUGGACAUAAAGUCUAUGUUCCACAAAUCAAAUCAGCGUUGGUAUCCUGCCAGACAGUCGCUGUGCCUGGACCCCAAGGGAAAACCCUUGAAAGAUGAAGACGUGCUCCACCAGCUUCCAGUGGGAACCACAGCAACUUUCUACUUCAGAGACCUGGGAUCACAGAUCAGCUGGAGAACCGUGUUCCUCACUGAGUGCAUUGGGCCGCUCUUCAUCUAUCUGAUGUUCUAUUUCAGAGUGCCUUUCAUCUACGCCCCCAAAUACGACUUCACAACCAGCAAACACUGGGUCGUGCACCUAGCAUGCCUGUGUCACUCCUUCCAUUACGUGAAGAGGAUCCUAGAAACACUGUUUGUCCAUCGCUUCUGCCAGGGCACCAUGCCACUGCGCAACAUUUUCAAGAACUGUUUGUACUACUGGUGCUUUGCAGUGUGGAUGGCCUACUACAUAAACCAUCCACUCUACACACCACCAUACUACGGGGAGCAGCAAGUGAAGACAGCGCUUGGGAUUUUUGUGUUCUGCCAGCUGGGGAGCUUCUCCAUUCACAUCACUCUCCGCAAUCUCAAGCCUCCUGGUUCUAAGACCAAGAAGAUUCCAUAUCCAACCAAGAAUCCUUUCACAUGGAUCUUUGCACUCGUUUCAUGCCCCAAUUACACAUACGAGGUGGGCUCCUGGCUGGGCUUCACCGUGAUGACGCAGUGCGUCCCCGUGGCCUUCUUCACCAUCGUCGGCUUCAUACAGAUGACCAUGUGGGCCAAAGGCAAGCACCGCAGCUACCUGAGGGAGUUUAAAGAAUACCCAACACUGCGCUCGCCCAUCCUGCCCUUCGUCCUGUAGACUCUCUCCCUUACGUACACACUGCCAUACUGGGCCAGUUUGUGUGAAGUGCCUCAAAGUAAGGCUUCUGAUUCAGAUUCGGCUCCAUUGAUGAAUAACUGUAUAAACGGCAACUAAUCUUAGAUUAGGCACUUUUUUGGGAUAAAUAGGACAAAUUUUGCAUAUGCAACCUCAUGAGAGCUCAUAUCACCCUGUGCACACUUUAAACUGGCAACUGAGCAGCAUUUGUGAUGGGAUCUCUCUCUAGGAAAGAACUAACACCCCAAGGGUUAACAGAAACCCCAGCUUUUUUCAACCUAAUUAGCCAUAUUUGCGCUGUAUGGAAGCCUAAUAGAGGAAAAAAAACAAUAUUGACUUGCUUUCUCAAUAUAUUGGCUUAACAUCUCAAAAUUGACUUUGUUUCUCAAAAUAUUGUCAUAGUAUCUUGAAAAUAAUGACCUAUUUUUUGAAAAUAUUGACUUGAGUAUCUGAAAAUAUGACUUGCUUUCUCAAAAUAUUGACUUAGUAUCUCAAAAUAAUCACUUUCUCAAAAUAUAUCUUUAAAAAAUGUUGAGAAUAUGUCAUUAUUUUAAGAAAAAAUACAUCAAUAUUUUUGACAUAUUGCUGCCAGAAACAGAGGGGAAAACUAUUUUUUCUCCUCUACCUGUAAGGAAUGGGCUUCCAUGUUGCUCUGUGGAUGGACAGUAACAGAAAAAUACCAGAAAACCACUGAACCAAAGCACCCUUGUAAUACUAGGCAAUGGGCCAUUGCUUCAGUACCUCUUCUUCAGACAACGUGUUUUCAAACACUCUAAAGCAGGGGUACGUCAGGGGUGCUCCGUCAGGGUCUAGGAGACCUGCCUUCCUGGACAGCUCAGAUGACAUUCACCUCUAAUACUCAGAUUUCCCCAAAGGCCUUCAUUACCUGGAUCAGGUGUUGGUAGGUUGGGCUUGGAGCUAAACACUUCACAGUGGUAGAUGUCCAGGACCAGGACUGCUCCGAGAGUGAAGGGGAAAUUAGGAUGACUGGAACAAUUCAGUGACCAGACUACCUGCCCCUGAAAAAACAACAGCGUGGUUCACAGAAGCACCUCACAGAUGUAAUGUGAAUACUGGUUUAAUGACUAUCACAGACAGAAGCCUUAAUUAUGCAUGUAUAGUUGCCUCAUUUUAUAUUUCUGAAUGAAAUAUAAAAUGAUGUACCAGCUGACUGUGCAUUUACAGUACAUUGUAAUUGUCUCUGCACCUCGCUAUGUAAGCAAGGGAAGGUACUGGUGUUUAGUGACUGUGGAGCUGGUAAGCUCUUUUCUCCAGCCCUGUGCUCUUCUCCAGAUGACAAGUAGCUUAUUGAUUGUCAUUUGUAGCCACCUUAAUUCUGAUGAUCUUAAUAUUGGAAGCUUCUGGAAUCAAAUCAAACCGAAAACAAUUUAGCUGAGCUAAUAAACCAAUACUGGAUACAAUCUACUCUGCGUGACCAUGUACGGUCGCAUCAGAACCACAGAGCAUUCUAAAGGGCAAUUCCACCAGUUUUUCCAAACUUUUCGCCUAAUUCAAUAGUUAAGAUGUAAACAGUCGUUGAGGGUGGUUUGAUUUCUAGACAAACUUACAGUCAGAAUCGUUCACAGUGGUGGUGAUAGGAACCAGACGUCUGAAAAGUUUAAUGCCUCUAAAAAUCCCUCACUGUUAGGUUUACACUAAAUGGUUACAAUUACACUUUCUGGUUUAUCACUGUUUUAUUGACCAUUCUCAACGUUACAUAAGAGAAACCUGUACUGGACUUUGUGACCCCUGGUUCCAGUCCCCCCACCACUGUGCAAAAAUCGUUCAGAACGUUUCUCUACAAUCAACCAUUUCAGAUCAAACCACUGUGAUUGACUGUUUACAUCUCAACAACUGAUUUAUGCAGAAAGAAAAAAAAAUCUGUGAAAUUUCCCUUUAAAACAACCACCAAAAUAUCAAGUGCAUCAGUGAAGAAAGGCAGGUUUAAUCCUGAGGUAAGUAGAAAUGUCCUCAUAUAAAAGUCCAAAUCUCUUCAUCACUGCAAUGGAACAAGUGGAAUUACAUGCCAUGUCUUCAGUCGGCGACAUGCCCGCAUAAGCAGUUCUGUCCAUCAGAAAAAUGAAUGGUGUUCCAAAAAGUCACCCCUACUGCACCCUGUGGUAAACACUCAUUUUCCCAAGCUAAUGCAGUUUGUCCUGUGUACGUUUUCCUCAAAUGUCACUGGGUCCUCUGAAUUAGAGGUCAUUAAGUAGUCAAAAUUUGAAUUGUGAUGUUAUGUGAAAACAAGGCUAUUAAUAAAACUGUAGUCUGCUUCAACACUAUUAUAUAGCACUCUUCAGUUUAUAGCCUUUUACUGACAAAACCACAGAUUUAACAGUUUGCAGCUUUGGGUGGGGCUUUCUGGAGAGACUGUCAGUUGAAUGCACACAAGUUUCAGCUUGCAAGCACCAUAUGUGUAGUAAUAUUCUCACUUUGACUACUUAAUGACUGUGUAAUUCAAACAACAGUGAUUCAGGUGAAACGCGCACGUAGCACAAGUCACCGACAGAUGUGGGAAAUUCAGUUCUGAAGAGUAAAAAUCCUCCCCAGGAUUUUGUUUGCUUCUCUAAUUAGCUCACACCUUUGAGCUCCUCUGCUCUGAGGGGUUUGAGGGGUCCCCUGCUGCAGGUUUGAGCUCCUCUGCUUUGAGAGGUCUGAGGGGUUUGAGAGCUCCUCUGCUUUGAGAGGUCUGAGGGGUUUGAGAGCUCCUCUGCUCUGAGGGGUCUGAGGAGUCCUCUGUUGCAGGUAUGAGCCAAAUAGAGAGGGAAACCAAAUCCUGGGGAGGAUCUUUGCUUUCUGAACCUGAACUAUCCACUUCUAUAUACAGGCUUUGAAACUCAACAAUUAACCACAGAGGAGUGAUUUCUGAAAACCCAUUCAUUUUUCUCCUACACACAAAAGACCCAGGGCUCAUUUACAAAAGUGUCAUUUACUUAGAGGUCUGUAUUUAAAGUGUAAUUGCACAGAUUUUUCAGCACUUCUUCUUUAAACUGUUGGGAUAUAAACAGACAUUCAGAGUGAUUUGAUGUGAAAAGGUCCACUGUAGAGAAAUUUACUGACAGGAACCAAGGAGCGUGAUACAUGCAGCUGAAACUCAGCCAUUUUAUUGACCACUAGUGAACCUACAUGUCUUCUGAGCUUGUAUAUGUAAUGAUGAUAAUGGUAAAACAGCAGUAAAUCUGAAGAAACAGACAAAAUAAUAGUUCUCUUUUUGGACUAUUUUGCCUUAUAACGCUCUAAAUGUACCUCUCUAUGCCAAUGUUCUCUUAUGUCUGGUUCCUGCCACCACUACUUUUCACAUCAAACUAUUCCAUAUAACCAUUUGCACAUGAA
Pygocentrus nattereri (red-bellied piranha) is the source of this 4778-nucleotide messenger RNA. RefSeq names its product trans-2,3-enoyl-CoA reductase a (gene tecra). Gene Ontology annotation, biological process: very long-chain fatty acid biosynthetic process. Gene Ontology annotation, molecular function: oxidoreductase activity, acting on the CH-CH group of donors. The record is from RefSeq and is a predicted model, not a curated record. NCBI's taxonomy places the organism in Eukaryota, Metazoa, Chordata, Actinopteri, Characiformes, Serrasalmidae. Bases 399 to 1427 code for a protein of 342 amino acids. The transcript is spliced from 11 exons.